AAAAACUGACUUUUACAUUCGGAACUGGAUAAUAUAUCUGAUUCUGAAUUUCUGAUCUGUGUAUUACCUAAAGACCAAAGAACCAUUGAAUCAAGAAAAAAAAUAUUUCUUUCAUUACUAAUUUUAACUGUUAUAGGCGAUAAUUGCGAAUAAAAAUGCCGGUACCGGGAGGAAUGUACCAAAAUCAAGGGCCAUCCUGUUUUGACAAAAUGAAAAUGGGUUUUAUGAUAGGAUUUUGUGUUGGAAUGGCCAGUGGGGGUCUUUUCGGCGGAUUUACUGCUUUAAGAUACGGAGCUAGAGGGCGGGAGUUAGUUCAUUCAGUAGGAAAAGUAAUGCUUCAAGGCGGAGGAACAUUUGGCACGUUCAUGGCGAUUGGAACAGGAAUACGGUGUUGAUAUGAUAGUAAUGAGGUCAGAUGUUAACUUUGUAUAUACAGCAGUAAUUAGUUUAAAUAUUUUCCAUUAUUGUUUAAAUAAAUAAUAAUUAAGUA
Messenger RNA from Galleria mellonella (greater wax moth), 490 nucleotides. RefSeq names its product reactive oxygen species modulator 1. Gene Ontology annotation, biological process: protein import into mitochondrial matrix; protein insertion into mitochondrial inner membrane. The coding region runs from base 156 to 395 and encodes 79 amino acids. Gene Ontology annotation, cellular component: TIM23 mitochondrial import inner membrane translocase complex. NCBI's taxonomy places the organism in Eukaryota, Metazoa, Arthropoda, Insecta, Lepidoptera, Pyralidae. The transcript is spliced from 2 exons. The record is from RefSeq and is a predicted model, not a curated record.